AUGGAUAUAUCUGAAUUGCUCAAUCCCUCGCCGACCUCGUCUGUUGCCUACGCACCAGAAGUAGUCAAUCAUCAGCGACCGGUUGUAUAUGAUCCUCAACCUGUUGUCAAAGAGUUGUCUCCAAAUACAGACCAACAAAAGGUUGGCUCACAUAGGAUGGCUCGUCAAUAUUCAGAAGAAAACUUAUUGUUUCUUUGGUACCAUUUUAUUGAUCUCAAAAUGACAUGGGAAGAAUGUCUUGAGGCUUUCAAAAACAGGUUUCCAGAGGAAUCUCUAACCACGGGUUCAAUAAAACGACUUUUUUACCGCUACUUCGAAAGCAAAUUCCCGGAUAAAAAGCGCAGACGGAAUCUACAAAAAAUGGCCCCAUCUGUCUUCGAAGUCUGCGAGAGACAUUAUCCCUGGAUGCCAUCGUCCAAACCGAAAGUUACCAAUAUAGCAGAGUCACCCAAUCCGCGACCUACCUCCUCCGCAUUCGAAAAGUCACCUCCAAUCAUAGACCUGGAAAAGGAUGAUGCGCUUAGUAAGUGA
Molecule: messenger RNA, 531 nt
Organism: Talaromyces stipitatus ATCC 10500
Lineage: Eukaryota; Fungi; Ascomycota; Eurotiomycetes; Eurotiales; Trichocomaceae
Exons: 2
Coding region: 1-531 (176 amino acids)
Source: RefSeq, a predicted model, not a curated record